Zalophus californianus (California sea lion) is the source of this 993-nucleotide messenger RNA. RefSeq names its product putative gustatory receptor clone PTE01. NCBI's taxonomy places the organism in Eukaryota, Metazoa, Chordata, Mammalia, Carnivora, Otariidae. Gene Ontology annotation, cellular component: membrane. The transcript is spliced from 2 exons. Bases 1 to 993 code for a protein of 330 amino acids. Gene Ontology annotation, biological process: G protein-coupled receptor signaling pathway. Gene Ontology annotation, molecular function: olfactory receptor activity; G protein-coupled receptor activity. The record is from RefSeq and is a predicted model, not a curated record.
AUGAAUCGUCAUUUCUUUGUCAUGCUCCAGCAUAGAGGCUCCACAGUCCAGUGUCCAAGCUACAUAGAACCACAAAAUCUAACAAGGGUCUCAGAAUUCUUCCUCACGGGACUCUCAGAUGAUCCAGAACUGCAGCCCCUUCUCUUUGGGCUGUUCCUGUCCAUGUAUCUGGUCACCGUGCUGGGGAACCUGCUCAUCAUCCUGGUUGUCAGCUGGGACUCCCACCUCCACACCCCCAUGUACUUCUUCCUUUCCAGCCUGUCCUUGGCUGACAUCGGUUUCACUUCUACCACAACGCCCAGGAUGAUCGUGGACAUCCAAGUUCAGAGCAGAGCCAUCUCCUAUAUGGGUUGCCUGACUCAGAUGUCCUUUUUGAUUCUUUUUGGAUGUAUGGAUGGUAUGCUUCUGACUGUGAUGGCGUAUGACCGGUUUGUGGCCAUCUGUCACCCUCUACGCUACUCAGUCAUCAUGAACCCCCACCUCUGUGGCUUCUUAGUUUUGUUGUCUUUUUUUGUUAGCCUUUUGGACUCCCAGCUGCACAAUUUGAUUGUGUUACAACUUACCUGCUUCAAGGAUAUGGAAAUUUCUAAUUUUUUCUGUGACCCUUCUCAACUCCUGAAUCUUGCCUGUCCUGACACUUUCACCAAUAACAUAGUCAUGUAUUUUGUUGGUGCCAUCUCUGGCUUUCUCCCCAUCUCAGGGAUCUUUUUCUCUUACUAUAAAAUUGUUUCCUCCAUUCUGAGAGUCCCAUCCACAGGUGGGAAGUACAAAGCCUUCUCCACCUGUGGCUCCCACAUGUCAGUUGUUUGCUUAUUUUAUGGAACUGCUAUUGGAGUGUACCUUGGAUCAGCAUUGUGGCCUUCCCCCAGGAAGGAUAUGGUGGCCUCGGUUGUGUAUACCCUAGUCACUCCCAUGCUGAACCCCUUCAUUUACAGCCUGAGAAACAGGGACAUCAAGAGUGCCCUAUGGAGGUUCCUCAGAAGAACAGGCUAA